CAAAGGCAGAUUACAAUAGUGUGAUACUGCCAGUAGUAUAACUCCUCCUGUGGUUCUCUGUUUUUGUUUCAAUAUAUUUUUUUAAAAGGUGCAUUCUUUUCUGCAAUAGAACUGAGCAGACUGUUUUAGUUCUGUUAGUUUAAACAGGGCAAGAUGGCUCGCAACCUCUCAGAUAAAGAAGUCCUGAAAAUGGAAUUGAAGCAGCUGCAAAGGGAAAUGAAGAACGAGCGGAUUCCUGUCUCCACGACGGCCAAGGAGCUGGUGGCUUGGAUCCAAUCUCAGGCCGCUGAGGACCCCCUCCUUAAAGGCAUGCCUGAAAAGAAGAACCCUUUUAAGGACAAGGGAGGCUGUAUAAUUACAUGACACAGGGGAAGCCCCUGCCAAAAACAAAGGGAUUGUUCGGUUUGAUUCUUUUUAACACAGAUACAAAAUUAAAUAAAAUCAGUUACAAUUCAUUUUGUUUAUUCUGGUGGUAGAUUCUACAAGGAGCACAGAGAA
This is a messenger RNA of Acipenser ruthenus (sterlet), 498 nucleotides long. RefSeq names its product guanine nucleotide binding protein (G protein), gamma transducing activity polypeptide 2a (gene gngt2a). Gene Ontology annotation, molecular function: G-protein beta-subunit binding. Lineage: Eukaryota; Metazoa; Chordata; Actinopteri; Acipenseriformes; Acipenseridae. Gene Ontology annotation, biological process: G protein-coupled receptor signaling pathway. Gene Ontology annotation, cellular component: heterotrimeric G-protein complex. The record is from RefSeq and is a predicted model, not a curated record. The transcript has 3 exons. The coding region runs from base 154 to 363 and encodes 69 amino acids.